UGACUUUUAGCCCAAAUACAAUUACUGAUCAAACAGUGACCCCGGGUGGCGUGUGUUCAUCUUCUUCAUCAUCAUCAUUGACAUCGAACCAACACCAUAGAUGGCCGGAGAAAGUGAAACAAGUGUGAGUACCGAAAGUGAGGCAAAGCGACUGGUCGGUACCAAUGACCCGUACGGCGGCGUGAUCGUCCACAUCAAUGAGCCUAUGGACCCUGCUACCUUCCUUUCUCUCAUUACCUCUUCAAUUGCGCAUUGGAAGCUACAGGGCAAGAAGGGUGUUUGGAUCAAGUUGCCUUUAGAUCGAGUCAAUCUUGUCGAAGCAGCAGUGAAGGAAGGAUUCUGGUACCACCAUGCGGAGCCUGAUUAUUUGAUGCUGGUGUAUUGGAUUCCUCAGACCCCUCAUACCCUUCCUGCUAAUGCCACCCACCGAGUAGGAAUUGGCGCAUUUGUCAUCAACCCUAACAGAGAGGUGCUAGUAGUCCAAGAAAAGAGUGGACUGUUACGGGGGACAGGUGUAUGGAAGUUUCCUACUGGAGUUGUAGAUGAGGGAGAAGAUAUUGGUGCAGCCGCUGUGAGAGAAGUCAAAGAAGAAACGGGAGUAAGUAGAUACCAUGCAAUGCAGUUACACUUUAUCAAUUUAAAUGAGUAUUCUUUCUUCAUGUUUCUGGAUUUUCUGUGGUUUCAGAUUGACUCGGAGUUUGUAGAAAUUCUAGCAUUCAGACAAAGCCACAAGUCAUUUUUUGAGAAGUCGGAUUUAUUUUUUGUGUGCAUGAUGCAACCCCUCUCCUUUGACAUCCAAAAGCAUGAUCAAGAGAUAGAAGCAGCCCAGUGGAUGGCAUUUGAGGAAUAUGCAGCCCAACCAUUUGUCCAGAAAAACGAGCUUCUAAACUACAUCAACGACAUCUGCAAAGCGAAGAUAGAUGGGCAGUAUUCUGGAUUUUCUCCAGUACCUACAAUGAGUUUUUCUGAUCAGAAGAUGAGCUACUUGUACUUGAAUGGUAAAGCAACCGAGAGAGACAGCAGAGGUUGAUCAUCAGCCCUUGAAAUUCUACUCUAGCAAGCAAGGGAGUUUUUUUUUUGUUUUUUUGUAAUCCAACAAAUUAUUAAACUAUUUGUGUCUUUCAUCUUUCUAAGAGAUACUGAUCGUUCAGAUCAGACCCAACAAAAGAAAGAUAUACUGAUCAUAAUACAAUCAGAACUUCUUUGCAUUGUAACAACCAACAUUUAAAGAGAUCCAUGAUUUAUUAACCAAUUACCAAAAAGAAAUAUUUGCAUUU
This is a messenger RNA of Prunus persica (peach), 1277 nucleotides long. Its product is annotated as nudix hydrolase 2. The record is from RefSeq and is a predicted model, not a curated record. Bases 101 to 1030 code for a protein of 309 amino acids. The transcript has 7 exons. NCBI's taxonomy places the organism in Eukaryota, Viridiplantae, Streptophyta, Magnoliopsida, Rosales, Rosaceae. Gene Ontology annotation, molecular function: NAD binding; ADP-ribose diphosphatase activity; NADH pyrophosphatase activity.